Molecule: messenger RNA, 3312 nt
Organism: Hemicordylus capensis (graceful crag lizard)
Lineage: Eukaryota; Metazoa; Chordata; Lepidosauria; Squamata; Cordylidae
Gene: NMT1
Product: N-myristoyltransferase 1
Exons: 12
Coding region: 690-2081 (463 amino acids)
Biological process (GO): N-terminal peptidyl-glycine N-myristoylation
Cellular component (GO): cytoplasm
Molecular function (GO): glycylpeptide N-tetradecanoyltransferase activity
Source: RefSeq, a predicted model, not a curated record
GUUGGUGGGGGUGAGUAGGAAGAUGGCAGCCAUAAAACAGGCCACCCCGUCUAAACAGAGCUCCUGCUGUAGUCUAAAGUACUCAAAGGUACUUCCAUAUGCAGAACAAGUCUUUCAAGUUUUAUGCUGUAGGUCCCUUCAGAAUGCCACACAUCUCCCCAAAUGAUAUUGGUUUCUUCAACGUGUGUAAGGAGGCUGCUGGCCAUGCUCCCACAUUUGUGGCUUUAACAAUUGCAUGACACAGACAGAAAUUUCAGCCACUCCCUCACUCUGCCCCUAAACAGUUCUUUCUCACAGCAGCAUGUACUUAUUUUCUUUGAAUCAGGAGUCACUCACAUGUGGCUUCUGUGCUAGUUGGGUGGUAUGAGAAAUUUGUGGUUAUUCUGCUGAAGUGCUGUACUGGCAAGAGAGAGAUAGUAUAGAAAAUGUCUGUUGCUUAGGAGCCUCUGCUAUCACCCCCAUCCCGAGUGUAUAGUGAUAUUCUUUGCUAAUAAGUGGAACAUAAAGCAGUGUUGCAGGAUUAUGUCAGGGAAUAUUCACAAGUGUUCUAAAGGCUCAUGCAACAGAAUGAGAACAAAAGGCAGCAUUUAUGAGGGAAAGUAAAAAUCUGACACAGAGUUGGGACAGGAAGGGUGCUGUCCCAACUGCAGAUGGAGUGGACAGGCAAAAGGACUUCUGGAAGCUGAUGGAUGAUGGUCCAGAAAACAGGAAAGUCAAGCAGUGGCUUAAGCCCAGCGGAUGACAGCGGGGGUAAAAAGAAGAAAAAGAAACAGAAAUGGAAGAAGGAAAAAGGGGAUCAACUCGAUUUGACCCAGGAUCAGUCAGUAAAGAUGAAUUCAUUGCCAGCAGAAAGAAUGCAGGAGAUUCAAAAGGCCAUUGAACUCUUCUCUGUAGGGCAAGGACCUGCCAAAACGAUGGAAGAAGCCACCAAGCGGAGCUAUCAGUUCUGGGACACGCAGCCAGUGCCCAAAUUAGGAGAAGUAGUGAAUACUCAUGGUCCCGUUGAACCGGACAAGGACAAUAUUCGACAGGAGCCCUACACCUUGCCUCAGGGCUUUAUGUGGGAUGCCUUGGACUUGGGGGAUCGAGGUGUGCUCAAAGAGCUGUACACCCUCCUGAAUGAGAACUAUGUGGAAGAUGAUGACAACAUGUUCCGGUUUGAUUAUUCUCCAGAGUUCCUCCUGUGGGCUUUGCGUCCCCCAGGCUGGCUGCCCCAGUGGCACUGCGGUGUGAGGGUCAUCUCGAGCAAGAAGUUGGUUGGCUUCAUCAGUGCUAUUCCAGCCACUGUCCACAUAUAUGAAGCGGAAAAGAAGAUGGUGGAGAUAAACUUUCUCUGUGUGCACAAGAAACUGCGUUCUAAGCGGGUGGCGCCUGUUCUGAUCCGGGAGAUCACUCGACGGGUCCACUUGGAAGGAAUCUUCCAGGCCGUGUAUACUGCUGGCGUAGUGCUGCCAAAACCUGUUGGGACCUGCAGAUACUGGCAUCGGUCUCUGAAUCCACGCAAGUUAAUUGAAGUAAAGUUUUCCCAUCUGAGCAGGAACAUGACUAUGCAGCGCACCAUGAAGCUCUAUCGGCUACCAGAGACUCCAAAGACCCCAGGGCUGCGGCCAAUGGAGCACAAAGACAUCCCUGCUGUACACAAACUCCUGGCGGAAUAUCUGAAGCAGUUCCACUUGACCCCUGUGAUGAAUCCGGAAGAAGUAGAGCACUGGUUUCUGCCCCAGCCCAAUAUCAUUGACACAUUUGUGGUUGAGAACACUGAUGGGGAGAUAACAGACUUCCUGAGUUUCUACACCCUGCCCUCGACCAUCAUGAAUCAUCCCACCCACAAAAGCUUGAAAGCAGCCUACUCCUUCUACAAUGUCCACACCAAGACACCAUUCCUUGACCUCAUGAACGAUGCUCUCAUACUGGCUAAGUUGAAAGGCUUUGAUGUUUUCAAUGCACUGGAUCUCAUGGAGAACAAGACCUUCCUAGAAAAGCUGAAAUUUGGAAUUGGAGAUGGAAACUUGCAGUAUUAUCUCUACAAUUGGAAAUGCCCCAGCAUGGGGCCUGAGAAGGUGGGCCUGGUGUUGCAGUAACCAAUAUUCUUUGGAGAAGUUCAGGAAGCACCACUGAAGAGUUGAGCCAGAGUGAAACUGCCGGUCCUCGUGGUUCAGAUUUCCAUGGAAGUGAGAUCCUUCUCCAGAGGAGGGGCCGGCACCUCCUCAACUGGCCAUGUGAACCUUCCACUGACACUUCUGAUGAUUGUAUCGUGUGCCACUAAGUGCGCCAGUGUGUCAGUGUCAGCACUUGGGCCUCUUACUCUCCUUCCUGCCCCCACUUCUGAUUAAUCGCAUCCAAGUACAAACAUGAUCAAGGGAAUGUAACUGCUGAAAACUAGCUCACAAUUGGCAUAUAUUGGAGUUAACGGGUGAAGAACAAUAAAAAAACCUAUAUUUUAACAAUGUUUGCUGUUCACCUGAACCACAUACUGGGACUGGAACCAUGGCACAACUUAGCUUUUUGUCUUGGAAGUACUGUUUGGGGAAGGGGGAUUACAAAUGCCCCAAAGAGCUUGAUCUUUUGCAGAGGGGAUGGGACAGUUGGUGGUAAGUGUGGUGUGGCAUAGUCCUUUACCCAGCCAUAUCGGUGCUUCUUUGUGCCCCGAAAUCACACCUGAGUUCACAGUGUAUUUUCUGAGAUCUGGUUGGCUGGGGCUGGCAAGUCAUGUCUUUCCAAGGGCUAUUUUAGUGAUUGCAGGGCUACAAUACCAAGCCCUUGUUUAACAGUGGAGUGAUGUAUUCAGCCAUCCAGUCUGUGGGCUAGUCAGUCUAUAGCUGCAACACUUAAUCACCAAAUGCUCACAGCCUGUGCCUUUCGGCUCUUAGAAUUCAUAUUGGCCACUCAUCCCUCUAUAGAAGCAGUUCUUUCAAGUUUACUCCCAAGAGAUGGGAGAACUAUCUACUUGUGUGAUUCUUGUGGUAUCAAUAUUUUGAAUUACAGCUCCACCUGAUCUCCAUUUGCAGGGGUUUCUAAGUAGACUAAUGCAACAACCAUUCUUCCCAGCUUCCUUGAGCUGCAGUUGCUGCCUUCUGGUUAGCUUGCAUUGUCUAGCCUUGAAAAGAACUUUGGGUCGCCUUCCUUUUGAUGCGAGGCUGCUGAGGAGGAGGAGAAUGUGAUGAGAAACUUUGCUGGGAAUGGGGUCAUUGACCAUCUGCAUGAACUCAUAAGAGAAGACUCCAGGCAAGCUAGAAUGAAAACGGCUAUCUAUAAUUGACCUUCACUAAUGGUUCUCUCUUAUGGAAAAUUAAACUUGUCAUAUUGUUGGGA